Molecule: messenger RNA, 408 nt
Organism: Lasiosphaeria miniovina
Lineage: Eukaryota; Fungi; Ascomycota; Sordariomycetes; Sordariales; Lasiosphaeriaceae
Exons: 1
Coding region: 1-408 (135 amino acids)
Source: RefSeq, a predicted model, not a curated record
AUGCGGGUUGUCUUGCCACUCUGGUUGCUCGGCCUCAUCGGCCAGAGUGUCGCUCACUUUGUGCUUUUCUCGCCUGUCAGUCUUGGAUACGACGACACAAGGGAGACGGAAUCUCCAUGCGGCUCGUUUGAUGCCACGGACCGGUCCACGGGUGUGACAGACUGGCCAGUAGAGGGCUACCCUGUCUCUAUACUAACCACCCACGGCUCCGUGACCUGGGAAGCGAAUGCCGCUCUCAUCAGUGAGGGCGCCAUUACCUGGGUGCCGCUGGUCUUGCCCUUCGCGCAGACAGGUGUCGGCGACGUGUGUUUUACUCAGGUUCCCGGAAACCCAGCCUGGGUGGGCCAGGCCGCCGUGGUACAGCUCAUCCAGCAUGCCCCGGAUGGGCUGCUUUAUCAGGUAAGAUAG